Messenger RNA from Plutella xylostella (diamondback moth), 1801 nucleotides. RefSeq lists its product as uncharacterized. Gene Ontology annotation, molecular function: carbohydrate binding. The record is from RefSeq and is a predicted model, not a curated record. NCBI's taxonomy places the organism in Eukaryota, Metazoa, Arthropoda, Insecta, Lepidoptera, Plutellidae.
AUUUAUUCUCAGAACGAGUUUACAUCUACUUUACAUUCUAACAGUAACUAUAGGAGUUAUUAUGCAGAGAUGUUUAAGAAACAAGUCGGGAAGUCUCUCGGUUCAGUCUCAAUCAGUGUUACCGGCUUUCUGCUAUCGAGAGUACGUGUUACCGCGGCAACUAGUAACUACUAUUAACUGUGACGGCAUACUACAGUGUUUGCUUUUCGUAUUUCGUAAUCGGAAAGUCGCACCUCCAUCUCAGUAUCAGAUUUAGUUCGCAUCGAUCUUCGAUGGAGUCAACGUGUGAGUGCAAAUGUGUAUAGUGAUUUUAAAUAAGCGAAAUGCUUAAAGGAUGUUUCGAAUGCUUGGAAUGUUUAGGAAAUUCAGCAGUAAGAGAUCGCUUCGAGGCUGACGGGGCGUAUGGUUCGCACAUAAAGGGCAACUCCCAGGUGAGCACAGCCCUACCGCCGUGGCCCGCUCCCUCCAGAGACAACGAGACCAUGUUCCUACUGCCCCGGGCCCUCCGAGAUGGAGACUCCAUCAAUGUCUCCGUCAAAACUAGAGGCAUUAGUGAGCGGAGACAGAUGUCUUUAAACUUAGUAACUGGAAGCAGCUACAUAGACUAUGACAACACAGCCUUCAAAUUAGACCUGGAUUUUACAGACAAUAUAACAGUUAGUACAAUACACAAUGGGAACAAUGAAACCAUUUCUACAAGUGAGGCUAUGAACUUUUCCUUAGAAUAUAUUACAUUUGGAAUAAACAUUGGAUCUGACAAUGUAGUUGAUAUUUACAUUGGAUCUACCUUCUUUGAACAACUCACUUUAAAACAUAGUUUAGAUCAAAUAAGAUAUUUGACUUUGGAAGGGGAUAUAAUCAAAGUUAACCAGCUAGAUUUUGUGUUUGCAUAAUUGGAUUACAUGUAGCAUGUAAGUUUUACUAUUUAUUACUAUUGUUUUACAGUAUUUUACUUGCUUUAUUGAAAAUUUACUUAUAUUUAAAAUUAAAUAUAUGACAUGAGCAUGAUUAUAUUAUGUAAUGAUAAUGAUUGAUUGGCUUACCAAUUUAUUUGUUAAGUAAAAAUAUAUAUUUUUUGGCUGUCCAUUUACCUUUCUAAAAUAAAUUUAUUAAAUUUUUAUCAAAAUCAAUAAGUUUAAUAAGUUUGUAGUUAGUUGUAUCAAAGUUAUUUAAUAUAAAAAGCCAUAGCAUAGUGAAACAUGACCUUAUAGCAAGACAAAAUGUGUUAACGGUAUUUUGAUGUGACCUUAAAGAGCCGUGUGGUUCUGUCAAGGCCGAGCCCACGGUAUUACGUCAUAGCUGAGCCUUGUUUUAUUUAGUGGAACGCGCUAACACACAAACAACGAUUCAUUGGCAUUACUUUGUUUCUAACUUCACUGAAAAAAUAAGCACUGUUUCAAUAUGAGUUACGAAAGACUCCUUUACUUUUUAAUGGCUACACACCACACACUGAAAUUGUAACAAUCCUUUUUUAGAUUUCAGUUGAGGGCAAUGAAUUAAGAUGAUAUUACUGGAGUUAAAAGAACUAAGUAUCUAUUUUUAUCGUGUGUAUACUGAUAUCAGUAUUAAAUUUGUAUUCUUCAUCCAUAAUAUAAUUUUUUACAUUACUACUUUAGAAUAGUCAUGUAUUUUGAUUGCUGCACGAAGGUCAGGCAUUGUUUCGGAGAGUAUUUUUCUAAGCUGUAGGUACUUUAGAAGGCAUUUAUACCAGUAGUUUAAUAAUGAUGUGUUGUAUUGUAUGUUGACUAUUACCACCUAUUGAAUUACGUAGCGAAAUAAAUAAGCUAUUAAAUUUCUAAAC